Molecule: messenger RNA, 2815 nt
Organism: Menidia menidia (Atlantic silverside)
Lineage: Eukaryota; Metazoa; Chordata; Actinopteri; Atheriniformes; Atherinopsidae
Source: the annotation of a GenBank genome assembly
GAUUCAAGACUUUAUUUUCACAAAUGAAUGGAGACAUGGAGGCAGCGACCCAAGACCAAGUGUGGGCGCAGCAUGACCUCCUGAAACUGCUGGAGGCCAUGAAAGUGGCCCUUCCACAGAAGGACUUGACUAAAUAUAAAACGUCCGAGUCCCACUUGGACUGGCAGAAGGUGGCCUUCAACUCUUACACGGCAGAGAUGUGUAAGCAGAAGUGGCAGGAGGUCUCCAAAGAGAUUCGUAAAUUCAGAACUCUAACGGAGCUGAUAUUUGAUGCUCAGGACUACAUCAAAAACCCAUAUAAAGGCAAAAAAAUAAAGAAACACCCAGAUUUCCCCAAGAAGCCUUUGACUCCAUACUUCCGGUUCUUCAUGGAAAAGAGGGCCAAAUACGCCAAGCUGCACCCUGAGAUGAGCAACUUGGACUUGACAAAAAUCCUCUCCAAGAAAUACAGGGAGCUGCCUGACAAAAAGAAGAAAAAAUAUGUCGACGACUUCCUACGGGACAAGGAAAGCUUUGUGCAAAGCAUGAUGAAAUUCAGGGAAGAGCACCCAGACCUUGUGGAGAGCAUGGCCAAGAAAGGUUCCAAUGUUCCAGAAAAGCCCAAGACACCCCAGCAGUUGUGGUAUAACCACGAAAAGAAGGCGUUCCUAAAGACGCAUCCAGAUGCGACCACCAAAGACAUUAAGGACAGCCUGGGCAAACAGUGGACGCAGCUGUCUGACAAAAAGAGGCUCAAAUGGAUCGCCAAGUCCCUGGAACAGCAGAAGCUGUAUGAGGAGGCGAUGCGCGAGUACAUACAGCAGCACCCAGAGCUGAACAUGACCCAGGGAAACUAUUUGAAGUCAACCCUGACCAAGGCGGAGCGCCACCUGAAGGACAAGUCUGACGGCCGGCCGGACAAACCUCCCCCAAACGGCUACUCGAUGUUCUGCGCCGAGCUGAUGUCCAGCAUGAAGGACGUUCCCAGCACCGAGCGCAUGGUGAUGUGCAGCCAGCGCUGGAAGCUGCUGAAGCAGAACGAGAAGGACGCCUACCAGAAGCGCUGCGAACAGAGGAAAAAGGAGUACGAGAUUGAAAUGAACAGGUUUCUCAGCACCCUGUCGGAGGAGGAGCAGCAGCGCGUUUUGGGGGAGGAGAAGGUCGGUUCUAAGAAGGGCGGCAGAGCAAUCAGUCCUGCCACUAAAAACAAGAACGCUAAAGCACAGGCCAAUCUGGAGAAACCCAAGAGGCCCAUCUCUGCCAUGUUCAUCUUUGCUGAGGAGAAGCGUCCCAAACUGCAGCAGGAGAAGCCCGACGUCUCCGACAGCGAGCUCACCAGACUCCUGGCCCGCAUGUGGAACGACCUGCCGGAUAAAAAGAAGGAGAAGUACAAACGUUUAGAGGCGGUCCUGAAAGCCGAGUCGGAGAAAAAGGAGAAGGAGGAUCGGAGUCGUCUGCCAGAUCCGCCCAAGACCGCUCAGGAAAUCUGGCAGCAGAGUGUAAUAGGAGACUACCUGGCCCGAUUUAAGAGCGACCGUCCCCGGGCCCAGAAAGCCAUGGAGGGGGCCUGGAGCACCAUGGAGAAAAAGGAGAAGAUUAUGUGGAUUAAGAAGGCGGCAGAGGACCAGAAGAGAUACGAGAGGGACCUGUGUGAGAUGCGCUCUCCGGCCGCCGCCAUCGCCUCCGGAAAGAAGAUGAAGUUUGAGGGGGAGCCAAAGAAACCGCCCUCAAACGGCUACCAGAAGUUCUCCCAGGAGAUGCUGUCCAACGGGGAGCUGAAUCACCUCCCCAUGAAGGAGCGGAUGACGGAGAUCGGCAGCCGGUGGCAGAGGCUGCCCCUAAAGGACAAGGACCGCUACAAGAAGAUCGCCGAGGAGAAGCAGAGGCAGUACAAAGUGCUGCUGGAGCAGUGGCUGGCUAGUUUGUCUUCACAAGAGCGGAACACUUACAAAGAAUACAACUCCCAGAAAAGGAGAAAUCCUGCCAAACCAGGAGGCCCCAAGGCAAAGUCGAAGAAAUCGGUGAGUGUCGGAGCCGCCGUGCCCCCGGCCGCGUGCGUCCCUCCGGCCGCGUGCGUGCCCGGCCUGACCCGCGUCUGUCUGCAGGACACGGAGGAGGAGGAGGACGACGAGGACGAGGACGAGGAUGACGAGCAGGAGAAGGCCUCCUCCGAGGCGGACUCAUCCAGCGAGGACGAGGACGACGAUGACGAGGACAAGGACGGUGACGAAGACGACGAGGAUGACGACGACGACGAGGAUGACGACGACGAGGCGGAGGACAAGGAGAACAAGUCGGAGGACAGCAGCAGCGAGUCCAACUCGGGGGGGUCGUCGGACUCGGACUCGGACUGACCGGCUGACCGGCCGUCCGUCCGUCCGGAGACGAACUGAGCAGCGCUGAGCUGAGCCAAGAGUCCAGGGAGCUCUGCCACUGUGCCAACCCUGCCCUCCUCCCACCACCAGAGGGAGCCCCGCAUCGCUUCAUCCACCCCACACUCGCCCCCCUUUGGUCCCCGCCCCCCUAAUCCGCUCCUGGGGGGGGGGGCCCGCCCCCCCAAAACGAGUCGAUUCCCUCCUGGGUUUGAUGGGUCUGACCCGCUGACAUUAUGCCAAAAACAGCAUCCCACUGGCUUGGUGAUGUCAUGGACAUUUCUGCCCCCCCGGUUCAAUUCAUUUGCAGGCGGAAUGGUUUCUGGUUAGAGUUUUAAUCCGUAGGGCCAAUUACUGCCCGCCCAUUUCUUUUAUUAUUGUGGAAAAUUAGUUCAAGUCAGCCGGAGUGAGUGGUGAGCAGGCUUCAUCGAGCCAAAGAGCGUGGUCUGGUGGGGACGGGGGGG